AUGGAUCUCGGAAGUAUCUUAAAUGUUAAUAAUGAAUCUACCAAUGAAAAUAACAUGUAUAUAAAUAGAUGUCGCACACCACCCCUUCAAAUUUCCACAUCUGUAAAUCAAAACCUACUUGAUAAAUUGGAUGAAGAGAAACAAAAUGCAAAAUUAAAUACUGAACCAAUUUUCUCUAAUAUUAUCGAUACUACAAAUGAGAAGUUGAUGGCAAGAUUACAAAUAGAACGUGAUUAUUAUAUAAAACCUAUUUUUAAUGCUACGACGAAAUAUAUUGACGAAUUAAUCGAGAAUAGUCAUAAUCGCAAAGAUCUCCGCCUGAAGCUUCAGACCUCAUUUCUACAAUUAGGAGAAAUGUAUUCUUUUGAAAAUCAUUAUGAAAUAAGUUGGGCACACCGAUUCGCUGAUAAACUAUAUGAAGAAAUGUCUUUAGCUUCAAUUUCACGUAAAAAUUUAUCGAGAGAAGAAGUUGAUAGAAAACAACCUGGACAUAAAAUCGAUAUUAUCUUUCGUAUAGAUGAUAUGGAGUAUUUCGGAGCAGAGACAUUUGUCGAUGGAGAUUUUCAGAACUCUGGGCCAAUAAAUUACAAACAAUCUAUAGAAAAUUUUCAUGCAUCAAAUGAUUUCUCAUCUUGA
This is a messenger RNA of Diversispora eburnea, 636 nucleotides long. NCBI's taxonomy places the organism in Eukaryota, Fungi, Glomeromycota, Glomeromycetes, Diversisporales, Diversisporaceae. The record is from the annotation of a GenBank genome assembly.